Messenger RNA from Rattus rattus (black rat), 2963 nucleotides. It is a transcript of the gene Lrpap1, whose product is annotated as LDL receptor related protein associated protein 1. The transcript has 8 exons. The coding region runs from base 43 to 1125 and encodes 360 amino acids. Gene Ontology annotation, biological process: negative regulation of very-low-density lipoprotein particle clearance; negative regulation of receptor internalization. Gene Ontology annotation, molecular function: heparin binding; very-low-density lipoprotein particle receptor binding; receptor antagonist activity. Gene Ontology annotation, cellular component: endoplasmic reticulum; plasma membrane; endoplasmic reticulum-Golgi intermediate compartment. The record is from RefSeq and is a predicted model, not a curated record. NCBI's taxonomy places the organism in Eukaryota, Metazoa, Chordata, Mammalia, Rodentia, Muridae.
ACAGGAUCCAGGCCUGUCAGUCUGCUAGCUCUGCAGAGGAAGAUGGCGCCUCAUAGAGACAGGGUCUCUACGCUGCCCCGGCUCCAACUGCUAGUGCUGUUGUUGCUGCCGCUGCUGCUUGUGCCCCAGCCCAUCGCAGGUCAUGGCGGCAAGUACUCGCGGGAGAAGAAUGAGCCCGAGAUGGCCGCCAAGCGUGAGUCCGGGGAGGAGUUCCGCAUGGAGAAGCUGAACCAGCUAUGGGAGAAGGCCAAGCGGCUGCAUCUGUCUCCUGUGAGGCUGGCCGAGCUGCAUUCUGACCUGAAGAUACAAGAAAGGGACGAACUCAACUGGAAGAAGCUGAAGGUGGAAGGCUUAGACGAGGAUGGGGAGAAAGAAGCAAAACUGGUCCACAAUCUCAAUGUCAUCCUGGCCAGGUACGGACUGGAUGGGAGGAAGGACACCCAGACGGUGCACAGCAACGCCCUCAAUGAAGACACCCAGGAUGAGCUGGGGGACCCCAGGUUGGAAAAGCUGUGGCACAAGGCAAAGACAUCAGGGAAAUUCUCCAGUGAAGAACUGGACAAGCUGUGGCGAGAGUUUCUGCACUACAAAGAGAAGAUCCACGAGUACAACGUGCUGCUAGACUCACUGAGCAGAGCUGAAGAAGGUUAUGAGAACCUUCUCAGCCCCUCUGACAUGACCCACAUCAAGAGCGACACCCUGGCCAGCAAGCACAGUGAACUGAAGGACAGACUGCGUAGUAUCAACCAGGGCCUAGACCGCCUGAGGAAGGUCAGCCACCAGGGCUACGGCCCCGCCACUGAGUUUGAAGAGCCCCGAGUGAUAGAUCUGUGGGACCUGGCUCAGUCUGCCAACUUCACCGAGAAGGAACUGGAGUCGUUCAGGGAGGAGCUUAAGCACUUCGAGGCCAAAAUCGAAAAGCACAACCACUACCAGAAGCAGCUGGAGAUUUCCCACCAGAAGCUGAAGCACGUGGAGAGCAUCGGUGACCCCGAGCACAUCAGCCGCAACAAGGAGAAGUACGUCCUGCUGGAGGAGAAGACCAAGGAGCUGGGCUACAAGGUGAAGAAGCAUCUGCAGGACCUGUCCAGCAGGGUCUCAAGGGCUCGGCACAAUGAGCUCUGAGACCAGAAGCCACCGGCAGUAGCCUAGAGAGGCUCUUGAAGACACUGGGAACUGUCAGCUUGUCAUCAGCUCACAUGCUGGUGUGGCUGUCCACAGUGGCAAGGAGAAAUACCGAUCUGAUCCUGCUGCGGCUGGCAAGGACUAAUUUUCUUUCAAGCAAGUGUAGCUGUCACCGCCCUAGUUGAGGGCCUUGGGUACAUCUACCAAUGAGAUAUGACCGGUCUCCAUGCUGCAGCAAAAGUUUACAUUGAAAUUAUAUAAAUCUGUCACUGGAAAUGUUAUGUACAGAGUCCUUAAAUACAUGGCAGGGUUUUGAGCCAUCUAGUCCUUGCCUGGUAUCUCGAGGGAUGGGUCCACUUGAGCCAAAGGUAGCACCGUGGCAAAUUACAAAAAACAGAUGAAAGGCGGAAUUACCCCUUGUAGUUGAUAUAGAUGACUGGUCUACCCCCUGGAAGCAUUGCCCUCCCCCCACUUCACUCACCCCCUCUCUCCCCAGGGAUCUGAUCCCAGAUAGUUUUAAAUCAAGAGAUUUCAGGACAAAGAUAGCAGAGGUGAAAGCCUUCAAGUCUUGUCGGGCAAACAUUUUCUGCCUCCCCAAAGACCCCAGUUGGUUUCCAUAUCAGAUUUAGUAUCUGAUCUCUCACACAGAGUAGCCAAAAGUUUGUCUGACCCCAGCAACUGAUCCUUCAAGAUCAUGGCGUUUAUUAGCUGCUGGAUCUUGGCUCAAAACUCUGCCUAUGAGGAGUACGCAGUCAGCCAUGUCUGUAGGAAUAGCAAAGCUGCAAAGACACUCGGUGAAUAAAAUGCUCACCCAGCAUUAGGUCUCCAGCUGGGAUCUGCAGAGCCGUGUGAAUGCCUUGCUGUGAUUACUUACCUGUAGUCCCAGCACUUAGAGGAAGGACAGCAGGGCAAGCUGGGUAGCUAUCCCAGCCAAAUAAGCAAAAGGAGCAUGACGGGAGAAGGCACAUCAUUCUGAUGUGUGCACACACUCACAUGUAUGUAUACCUAUACACAAGGGAACACUCACACACACUCAUGGGCAAAACCCCCAGGACAUCAUGCAAGAAGCCCGUGGGUUAAGGACAGCAGCAGCAUAGAGCAGCAGGCAGUGUGGUUCCCUCACCCACGCUGUCUGCCACCAUCCAGGCCAGCUGGGAGAUGUAAGUAUCUUCCCAGAGCCCUCAGCAGUGUCUGAGGCCCAGAGAAAUUCUUGUUGCUAGGGUCUCGGCUCUGCCUUCCUGGUUCACCCAACACAUAUACUCGGGUACCCACCAAGGCCUCCCGCGCCACCCAGCCCAGGGGACUGGGCUCACCAUUGGGCCCUAGACAUCAGGCUCAGAGUCAAGUGCAGGAGGAGCGCCUGGCUAUCCGUGCAUCUUCACCAAUGUUUGCGUCCCUAGAGCCAGAGGCCGCGACUGCAUCCUAGGGCUUAGAAAUAGACAUGAUGACGUAAAAUGUGUUUGUGCCAGUACACAGCCCAGCGAACCCUCUCAGUGUGAGUGACAUAGAGCCCACAGCUGAGUUAGGGAGCGGGUGUGACCUGUGUACGAGCUGCCUGCUGGGGCUGACUUCAGUCAUGGGGGCCACCCUGACCCUGCAGACUUCCCUGGGUGAGUGUGACUUCUACGGCAAGGGAGCCUCAAGCUAUAAACCUAGAUGAGGUUCUGGCUCGUCACCUAGCAAAGGUGGCAAGAUCCUCAGGUUGGCAGGUCAAGGUCUUUGCUUAAGCCUAACUUCAAUCCAUAUGGUGAAGGAGAACAGGUUCGUGCAGCUGUCCUCUGAUCACAUGUGCUGCGGCAUGCGAGUUAACACAAUGAAAUAAAAUGUCUUCUAAAGCA